Molecule: messenger RNA, 618 nt
Organism: Scedosporium apiospermum
Lineage: Eukaryota; Fungi; Ascomycota; Sordariomycetes; Microascales; Microascaceae
Exons: 5
Coding region: 1-618 (205 amino acids)
Biological process (GO): regulation of gene expression
Cellular component (GO): nucleus
Molecular function (GO): protein binding
Source: RefSeq, a predicted model, not a curated record
AUGCAAGAGCUGGCCGAGAUCCUUUCCGGCCUGGGAAUGUCCCAGUAUCUGGGAUCCUUCAUGGAAGAAGGAUUUGACUCUUGGGAUACAAUCCUUGACAUUACCGAGUCAGACCUCGAUGCACUUGGGGUCAAGCUUGGCCACCGUCGGCCUGAUAGAAAUGCGCCAGAGAAACCACCUUCAGCUUAUGUGGUAUUUUCUAACAUUAUUCGAGAAGGCCUCAAGGGGCAAAACCUGUCUUUCACCGAGAUCGCUAAACUGGUGGGAGAGAGCUGGAAAAGCCUCCCCCACGAAGAGAAAGAGACUCUGGAAACGCAGGCACAAAGGGCCAAGGAGAAGUACAGCUACGAACUUGCAAAGUACAAGAAGACUCCCGAGUACCAGAAGUACUCUCGAUACUUACAGGAGUUCAAAAAGAAGCACCAGAAAAGCGGCAAAGGUCAAGGCGAGGAUACGCGGAGAAAGGUGGAGGCAAAUUCACCGUUGGAGCAGCGGCGGCAGCGCCUACACGACGCGGGGCACGUCUCCAAGCAGCUCAAGGCCAUGCCGAAGCGGAUCUUUCGAUACCUCAGUGGAAUGUUUGAGUUCUACCGGAAGUUGGGUCAUUACCCCGGGUAA